This is a messenger RNA of Pseudoliparis swirei, 2509 nucleotides long. RefSeq names its product tubulin alpha chain. Gene Ontology annotation, biological process: microtubule cytoskeleton organization; mitotic cell cycle. The record is from RefSeq and is a predicted model, not a curated record. Gene Ontology annotation, cellular component: cytoplasm; microtubule. Bases 1084 to 2391 code for a protein of 435 amino acids. Gene Ontology annotation, molecular function: structural constituent of cytoskeleton; GTP binding. The transcript has 3 exons. Lineage: Eukaryota; Metazoa; Chordata; Actinopteri; Perciformes; Liparidae.
GGAUCAAUUUGCGAUUGCAUCUCUAUUUAUUCAUAUGCAGGCAAUGUUUUAUAUUCCACAUUUACGAGUGUAAUGUGUUUGAAUAUGCUGCAAUGUUCAUAAUUCGUGACGUCAUGAAGUUUGUGAAAGGACUGCAUGGCUUCCACCAGCAGGGGGAGCCUUUGAGUGAGGGAAACUCCCCCAAUGAAAACGUUGUUGUUCCUCUGGUACGCUCCGCCCUCUCGCCCUCCCGCCCUCACAAAAGAACACGUGCUUCAUGUGCUCCAUUUUAAUUCAGGAAAGACUGUUAAGAUUCUCUCAACCACAAAGAGAGAGGGAGGCUCCUCUGCUCCAACAGCUUAUUAUUGUUUCUCUCUCGGUGAAUGUACUGAGCAAUCAACAAAUGUCCUCUCCUUAUGUUGAAAGGACCGCCAUGUUUUAGACUUUAUAUUACAACCUUUUCAUUCUCCGAUAACAUUUUGACAUCAGACAACUGGACAAAAGUUUAAGUUGUUUAGCUGGGCUGCACAAAUACACAAGUAUCAUGAUAUUUGCAGGGAAAGAAAUGUUGUUUAUUUUAAACAAUAAUCCUUUCUGUUCGAUGUCAUUUGGUCAUUCAGAGCUCGUUAACCCUGUCUCAUUUGACAUGCAAAAUUUUGGACAUAAAUAUUUCAGUGUUUCCCUGAAUCUCCUUGACUAUACUGUCUCCAUCCGUCUAUCUAUGUGAACUCGGUGUAAAUAUGAAUUCAACGCUGUGUUUGCUGGGUUUCUGCAUGCCGGACCGAUGUGGAGCUCGACGGAGGGUUAGGCCUACUGAUGUGUGGCGGAGCAGCUGAAUGAUUAACCCAGUUAACCCCAGACAAAGAAGCUUGUUUCCAUAGUUACCAGAGUUUGGAAGAACUAUAAGUACCGGAGAAGCCUUCGCAUGAGCAGACAGCACCUUCCCGUGCAGACCCUCAACGUCAGCAACAGGACUUCAGAAUCAUGGUGAGCUUCACAGUUUCUCGCUCUGUCCCAAUGUGUGAAUGUGUAAACUGACCUCAGCUUGUUGUGCUCCUCCAGCGCGAGUGUCUCUCUAUCCAUGUCGGUCAGGCUGGCGUUCAAAUGGGCAACGCCUGCUGGGAGCUGUACUGCCUGGAGCACGGCAUCCAGCCGGACGGCCAGAUGCCCAGCGACAAGACCAUCGGAGGAGGAGACGACUCCUUCAACACCUUCUUCAGUGAAACCGGAGCCGGCAAACACGUCCCCAGAGCCGUGUUCGUGGACCUGGAGCCGACAGUCAUCGAUGAGGUCCGUACAGGAACCUACCGCCAGCUGUUUCACCCCGAGCAGCUGAUCACCGGCAAGGAGGAUGCUGCCAACAACUACGCCCGCGGUCACUACACCAUCGGGAAGGAGAUCAUCGACCUGGUUCUCGAUAGGACACGUAAGCUGGCUGACCAGUGCACGGGGCUCCAAGGGUUCCUCAUCUUCCACGCCUUCGGAGGAGGAACCGGCUCCGGCUUCACCUCCCUCCUGAUGGAGCGUCUCUCCGUCGACUACGGCAAGAAGUCCAAGCUGGAGUUCGCCAUCUACCCGGCGCCGCAGAUCUCCACGGCCGUGGUGGAGCCCUACAACUCCAUCCUGACCACCCACACCACCUUGGAGCACUCCGACUGCGCCUUCAUGGUGGACAACGAGGCCAUCUACGACAUCUGCCGCAGGAACCUGGACAUCGACCGCCCCUCGUACACCAACCUCAACCGGCUGAUCGGCCAGAUCGUGUCCUCCAUCACCGCCUCCCUGCGCUUCGACGGCGCCCUGAACGUGGACCUGACGGAGUUCCAGACCAACCUGGUGCCCUACCCUCGUAUCCACUUCCCUCUGGCCACCUACGCCCCGGUCAUCUCCGCCGAGCGGGCCUACCACGAGCAGAUCACCGUGGCUGAGAUCACCAACGCCUGCUUCGAGCCCGCCAACCAGAUGGUAAAGUGCGACCCCCGCCACGGGAAGUACAUGGCGUGCUGCCUGCUGUACCGCGGAGACGUGGUGCCCAAAGACGUCAACUCGGCCAUCGCCACCAUCAAGACCAAGCGCAGCAUCCAGUUCGUGGACUGGUGCCCCACCGGCUUCAAGGUGGGCAUCAACUACCAGCCCCCCACCGUGGUGCCCGGAGGAGACCUGGCCAAGGUGCAGCGGGCCGUGUGCAUGCUGAGCAACACCACCGCCAUCGCCGAGGCCUGGGCCCGCCUGGACCACAAGUUCGACCUGAUGUACGCCAAGCGGGCCUUCGUCCACUGGUACGUGGGGGAGGGGAUGGAGGAGGGGGAGUUCUCAGAGGCCAGAGAGGACAUGGCCGCCCUGGAGAAGGACUACGAGGAGGUGGGCACCGACAGCGUCGGGGACGAAGGAGAGGAAGGGGAGGAAUACUAAGAGUUUAAAGCAAGGUGUUGCAUAUAUUCACAAAACCAAGCCAGUUGUAUCACAGAUGUAACCAGACAGAAACAAUACUUCAAAGUAAAGAUAUAAAAUAAAGAAAACCUGCAAAGCA